This is a messenger RNA of Serinus canaria (Common canary), 931 nucleotides long. RefSeq names its product synuclein gamma (gene SNCG). Gene Ontology annotation, molecular function: cuprous ion binding. The coding region runs from base 184 to 582 and encodes 132 amino acids. Gene Ontology annotation, biological process: synaptic vesicle endocytosis; synapse organization; chemical synaptic transmission. Gene Ontology annotation, cellular component: axon terminus; cytoplasm; neuronal cell body. The record is from RefSeq and is a predicted model, not a curated record. Lineage: Eukaryota; Metazoa; Chordata; Aves; Passeriformes; Fringillidae. The transcript is spliced from 5 exons.
CUGUGAGCUCUGCCACACUGCCUUCAUCCAGCACAGGAGGAAGAGCAAAGGCAGAGCCUGCCAGAGAAGCUGAGAUCUGCCGAGGGUAAGGCUGCAUCUCGCAGUCCCAGCCUUGAGGUGCUUUUUGCUGCUUUUACUCCCUCAUUCAGAUCAUCCCAGAUAAUACCCUAACAAGCUACAAGAAUGGAUGUCUUUAAGAAAGGUUUCUCCAUUGCUAAAGAAGGUGUGGUGGCUGCUGCAGAAAAGACCAAGCAGGGAGUGACAGAGGCUGCAGAGAAGACCAAAGAAGGGGUAAUGUAUGUAGGCAGCAAGACCAAGGAGGGUGUAGUGCAAAGUGUGACCUCAGUUGCUGAGAAGACCAAAGAGCAGGCCAACGUGGUGGGAGAAGCUGUAGUAGCCAGCGUGAACACAGUGGCAAACAAGACUGUAGAAGGAGCAGAGACCAUUGUGGCCACUACAGGAGUUGUAAAAAAGGAGGACCUGGCAGCGCCGCAGCCGCCCGAGCAGCCCAGGCUGGAGGGAGAGGGGGCCCCGGCAGGCACUGCAGGAGAGGGUGAAAUUGAAGGUGAUUCAUCAAGUUAGGGAAUUCUUGCUCAAAAGAGACCAUUCCAAGAGCAUACAUGGAAGCAUUAGCUGACACCACAACAGGAAAAUCCCAAUGUCCAUAGACUAACUACAUUCAGCUCUGUAGUCUUGCACUUGCCUCAAAAACCAGUCAUACAAUAUAUGUAAGCCAGACUCCUCUAAUUGUAAGUAACAUGCAGGUGUGUACUGGGCUGUGUCUUUCCCAACCUCCCUCCUGGCCUCCCAGUUGCUUUGUAUAUUUUUGUUGGACUCACGAAUCUGUGUCUUGCAUCCAUAUGCACUGGCACUUGGGAACUCUAGGCAUUGUGGAAUUUUUUUUUAAGUAAUAAAAAGUGUUUGAACAAGU